This is a messenger RNA of Parasteatoda tepidariorum (common house spider), 2692 nucleotides long. RefSeq lists its product as uncharacterized. Gene Ontology annotation, biological process: regulation of transcription by RNA polymerase II. Gene Ontology annotation, molecular function: RNA polymerase II cis-regulatory region sequence-specific DNA binding; DNA-binding transcription factor activity, RNA polymerase II-specific. The record is from RefSeq and is a predicted model, not a curated record. NCBI's taxonomy places the organism in Eukaryota, Metazoa, Arthropoda, Arachnida, Araneae, Theridiidae.
UGCUUAGCAUUACCCUCAUAUGGAUAAAAAAUAAAGAGAAGAGUAUUCAUAGAAAAUAUUUAUUAAGGCUGCUAUCGUAAAAAGUAUCUUAUUUUAUGACCAUAUAAUGAAUUGAUUGAAGGAAAAAUUAUCCUCGUCGUAGUAAAAGUUGAUAAGAUUCAUACUGCGGUUGCCCGUAUAAGUUGGUUCACUGCCCAGUGCUUCAUAACACUUGAAGUUAAUUUUGGAUAAUACCCUAGAAAAGACUGUCUGAUACCGUAAAAAAUUUUUUUACUGAUGCUGUGAGAAAUUGAAGAAUCUCAUUUUCAUUGCCUGACAACAAUAACAUUGCAUGGUAUUCUAAUAUGAUGUUUAAUUGUUAUUCAUUCAUUUAUUUCAUUGUUUACUUAGACAUAUUGAUAAUAACUUAAACAAUUCUGUUGCUUAAUCACUGCUAUUAGCCUAGAUACUGAUUUCUGAAUGUUUUAUUGUAUUGUUUAAUAAUGUUCGCUUUCAUCAGCAACUCAAUCAACUGGAAAACAUUUUUGUAUAACUAUUGCUGAAGCUUUUGUAAAAAUCAGUUUUAAUUUGGCGUUAAGCAGAAUAUUCUCGUGUACCCUUACAAUUACAUUUCAUGUAAAUGUCUUUAACAAGAUAAUUAAUUUGCGCAAAAUUUAAUACAGUGUGGUAUCAAUAUGGAUUUAAAAGAUAGCAACUUGCUUAGGCAUAUUGUUCACCUAGAUGAGAAACCUCAUCCUUAUAGUUUAUGUGAUAGUAGGUUGUCAGAUAAUAAUCACCUGAGUGAGCAGAGUAGUAUUCAUGCUGGUGAGAAACCUUAUUCUUGUAGUGUAUGCAAUAAUAGCUAUUCAAGGAAAAAUUAUUUAACUUGUCACAGUCGCAUUCAUGCUGGAGAAAAACCUUAUUGUUGUGACAUAUGUAAUAAAAGCUUUAUCUGUGGGAGCGCACUGUCUCAGCACGCUCGCACUCAUACUGGUGAGAAACCUUAUUCUUGCACAACAUGUAAUAAAAGUUUUUCAUGGAAGCAUCGGCUAAUUAGACACAGUCGCACUCACACUGGAGAGAAACCAUUUUCUUGUGUCAUAUGUUAUAAAAGUUUUUCAGUAAAGGAACGUCUUACUAGACACAUUCGCUCACAUACUGGUGAAAAACCUUAUUCCUGUGACAUAUGUAGCAAAAGUUUUUCAGAUAGGCAUGCACUGACUGAUCACAGUCGCACUCAUACUGAGGUGGAACCUUACUUUUGUAGGGUAUGUAAUAAAAGCUUUUCAAGAAAGAGUUCACUGUCUAGGCACACUAGUGUUCAUACGGGCAGGAAACCAUUUUCAUGUAGUGCAUGUAAUCAAAGUUUUGCAAGGAAAGAUCAACUAGCUAUACACAAUUGUACUCAAACUGGUGUGAAACCUUAUUCUUGUGGCAUAUGUAAUAAAAGUUUUUCAUGGAAGCAACAGCUAGUGAGACACUGUCACACUCAUACUGGUAAGAAACCUUAUUCUUGUGGUGUAUGUAAUAAAAAAUUUUCAAAAAGGGGUACACUGUCUGUGCACAGUCGCAUUCAUACUGGUGAGAAGCCUUAUUCUUGUACUGUAUGCGAUAAGAGUUUUUCAAAAAAGCAUCAUCUAACAAACCACACUUAUAUCCAUACUGGUGAAGAACCUUAUUCUUGUAGCGAAUGUAAUAAAAGUUUUUCAAGGAAAUGUCAACUAACUGAACACAGUUACACUCAUACUAAGGAAAAACCUUAUACUUGUAGUGAAUGUAAUAAAAGUUUUUCAAGAAAAUAUUCACUAACCGAACACAGUCGCAUUCAUACUGGUGAAAAGCCUUAUUCUUGUGAAAUUUGCAAUAAAAGUUUUUCGCAUGGGACAACAUUAACUGAGCACAGACGUGUUCAUACUAGUGAGAAACCUUAUUCUUGCACUACAUGUAAUAAAAGUUUUUCAAGAAGGCAGACGCUAACUAUUCACAGUCGCACUCAUUCUGAAGGAGGAGAAACCUUAUUCUAGUGACAUGUAGAAUGAAAGUUUUUAGAUGGGUAUGCACUGUCUAAUCACAGUAGCAAUCAUACUGGCGAAAAAAUUUAUUCUUGUAGAGCAUGCAAUAAAAGUUUUUCAAUGAAGACACAGUCGCACUCAGUGGCGUACGCAGAAUUUUUUCAAGGGGGUGUUCAUAAUUUUCUGAAAUUUCUAAAAGAAAUUCAAGUAUGUAAGAAAGCACUAUUAUUUCCCAAAUUUAGACAGCUGACAAUUUUGUCUUCUUAUUUAGACAACAUUGUUUAGUUAAAUUUUGAUUUGAUUUUUUAAGUUUAAGAACUUGGUGCAGGGUUCCUGCGGCCUUGAAAAGUACUUGAAUUUCAUUUCGAUUUUCAAGGGCUCCAAGAAGUACUUGAAAAUAAUGCUAAAUCCUUGAAAAUUUAAAAAAUGACCUUGAAAGUAUCGAAAACCACCCUAUUUCUCAUAUUUCUGUGUUGUACUUCUAACUCAAACCACUCAUUUUUAUUAACUGAGCAUACUUUUUCCAAGUUUUGACAUGUUUUUCUUUAUUAAUUUAUUCACUGAUAUGAUCUGCUUUCCUUUUUAUAAAUGAUCGUGGAUAUUCUUUCUUGAUGAUCUGUGUUUUUAAAGUUGGCUACAUUUGUAUAUUAAUAUCAUUACAGCAUUAACAUUUUGUUUUAUUAAAAUUUGAUUUUCAGGGA